This is a messenger RNA of Neoarthrinium moseri, 2649 nucleotides long. RefSeq lists its product as uncharacterized. The transcript is spliced from 8 exons. The record is from RefSeq and is a predicted model, not a curated record. Bases 1 to 2649 code for a protein of 882 amino acids. Lineage: Eukaryota; Fungi; Ascomycota; Sordariomycetes; Amphisphaeriales; Apiosporaceae.
AUGUUCACUUUCAAGCCCUACCCCGCCAUGCUGGCGUUGGUGGUUUUGCUGGUCUAUGCACGACCAGCGCUGGCGUUUGGUGCUGGUAACAUUGCCUCGAUCUCCAAGGUCGAGGGCCAGAACUGGCGUCAUGGCGAUAUCGAGGACGUUCUACUGACCCUUCUCAUGGCCCGAGCCGCCGGCGGCAAGAAGUUCGACAAGCUCAACGUGUCUCGCGUCUACUUUGGCAACUGGCUUCGUGACUACUCUCAGGCAAUCGAUGUUGGCACCGUCAAAUCGGUUUCCGCCGAGGCUAUCCGACUCUUGCUGUCCAUCCUUGGAUUCUUGACUUUCGGCUACGGCUCAAAGGAGUUUGAAGUCACUGCUGACCGCCUUGGAUGCUAUCGUCCCGAAGACCACAUCGAUAACCCCAAGGGAUACCCUGCCCCUGGAGUAGAUGCUCGCCAAUAUGACAGACGCCUUCGUGGCCCCGUUGACGAGCGCGUUGAGCUGGCCAUUGACGAGCGUACUGGUCUCAAGAACUACAUUGCCAAUGAGAACAUCAACAUCAUGACUACAGCUCUUCACAUCAGGAAGCUGUUCGGUCGUUGCAUUGAGCUCGGACGUGACUACAACCGCAGAAAGAACAAGGAUGACCUGUACGAGGCUCUGAGACUUAUGGGCACCGGCCUGCACGCCUGUGAAGACUUCCUCGCUCACAGCAACUAUACCGAGCUGGCUCUCAUCGAACUAGGUGAACGUGAUAUCUUCCCCCAUGUUGGUCGCAACACCAAGGUUCGCAUUGAGGGUGCGCGCGGUGAAGUUUACCCUUGCGUCACCGGCACCUUUGGUGGUGUAGAUUUCUUGCACUCUGUCACCGGCGAAGUCUCCGAUAAGUUGACCCAGAAUGAAAUCGAUGAGCUCGAAGGAACUCUCCAGAACAACUCUCGCAAUGACACUAGCAUCAUCGAGGGCCUCUUGGACAAGAUCCCCGAUGGCCUUAUCGGUGGUGGCGACAAGAAACAACAGCUGCACGAGAUCCAGGACAAUGCUUCAGCCUCGCAGGUCCAGAACAUGUCUGUCUCCCCUCGCGAGCCUGAGGAGUACACUCGAUAUGUCCAGGAUAUUUUCAAGCAGAUUAUGCCCGCAAUUGAGUUCCACGAUGAGCUCCUGAAGAGCAUCAGCGAAGCCAUCGAGAAGAUUCCCGUUCUGCCCAAGAUUGUUGAGCAGUUGGAGGAGCAAAUGUCCGUCUGGGUUUUCUCGAUCAUGGCACCUCUCGUCGUACCCGUUCUUCAGCAGGUCAAGAACGAGCUUCGCACCGGUUCCGCAGAGAUUAUUCAGAGCAGCGAAAAUGAGCAACACAUCGUUUUCAACGAUGAUGAGUGCUCAGACCCAACUCACUCUAUGUUGUCCAAGGACCAUUUCUCCAACAUCCUGAACGAAGCUGCUGGCAAGACUGCCAGCAAGGUCGUCGCCUGGGUUGUACCUCAGCUCAUGGAGGCUUGGGAUGACGAUAAUGUCGACAUCGAGCGAACCAUGAACCGGAUCAUCAAUGGUGUCAUGCACCACCCGGCACAGCGCGACAUGGGUGAAGAUGGCGCCAGAGAUUGCCGCAAGAUCAUGAUCCGCUCUGUUGAGGAGUGGUGGAACCAAAUGGAUGACCGUGAAAAGGACGAGUACCGUCGCAAGCUUUCUCGCGAGGGCGUCCAGAACGGCGAGAACCACAAGGAAGGUGUUCACGACACUGGACACGGUUGCGGUAAGCCCCUUGGUAUGCACAAAAACUUUGCCAAGGGCGGUACCUUCGAGGACAAGAUCGCCGGUGCAGCUGCGGAUGCCAUCGUCGGUGGAAUCACUGGCGGCAUUUCUGACGUUGUCAGCUCUCAGACCGGCAUCAAUCUUCCUUCCACCGGCGGUGGACGACGUCAAGAGGAGUCUGGUGAGGGUGGCUUCGGUGGCUUCCUCAACAAGGUCGGUGGCUCCCUUCUGUCCGGCUUCAAGGAUGAGGAGAAGGAGUCGUACGGAGGCCGCCGUCAGGAUAAUGAGUCUUCCACGGAGACCCGCACCGAGUAUGGCCAUUCCGGUGGACGCUAUGGUCAAGCAGAGCAGUCGCGGACCGAGUACUCUGGCGGAGGUCAAUCUGAGACCUACCGUCGAUAUGAACAAGACGAAGACGGUCGGGGUAACACCCAGAGCUAUGAACGUGAGGAGCGCCGAACCGAAACUUACCAAGGUGGCUACCAACAGAGCUUCGAAAGCCGACAGGAGAGCUCCUAUGGGGGCGGCCGCUCCGAACGAUUUGAACGUCGUGACGAGGAUGAAUAUGGCGGCGGACGUCGCGAGGAGCGUCGUGAAGAGUAUGGCGGUGGACGUGAGGAGUAUGGCGGUGGACGUCGUGAAGAGUACGGUGGUGGGCGUCGUGAAGAGUACGGUGGUGGGCGUGAAGAGUAUGGCGGAGGCCGUAACGAAUACGGUGGCGGACGCAACGAAUACGAGCGUCGCGAUGAGGGCUUUGGCGGUGGACGACGUGAUGACGAGCGUGAAGAGAGACGCGAUCAGGGCCCUGACGAGCUUGUCGAAGGGGCUCUUGACAUGGCAGGAAAGUUCUUUGGUGGAGGUGAUCGUCGCCAAGAUGACGGCGAGCGUCGUGGUGGCGGUUGGGGCUUCUAA